AUGAAGUUCAGCAUCCUUGCUCUCUCGGCCUUGCUGGCUUUCGCUGCUGCCGCAGACACUACCACCUGCUACCAUGUGCCCUGUCCCAGCGAGAACCAGGUAAAUGACACCAACGACUGUGUUUCUGCCUGUCCCAAGGGCACUGGCUCUCCGGCCGACAUCCAGAAGUACGCCGAGUGUGAGCAGUCCUGCUAUAACUCGCACUUCUGGGGUGGCAAUGGCAGUAGUGCAACUGCUACCCACUCUUCCACAACCUCCACUGGCACCGGCAGCACUGCCACACAGACUAGCUCCGACUCGUCGAGCACUGAUUCCAAGACUUCGGGCAACAAUGAUAGCAAUGAGAACAACGACAACGAUGACUCUUCCUCCUCGGGCACUGCUACCAGCUCCUCUGGAUUCUCGCAGCAGACCGCUAACGGUGCUGCUAAUACCAAGCUCGGCGCCUCCGCUGCUGGCCUCUUGGGCCUGGUUGUUGCUGCCUUUGCUCUGUGA
Messenger RNA from Penicillium hordei, 495 nucleotides. RefSeq lists its product as uncharacterized. Bases 1 to 495 code for a protein of 164 amino acids. The record is from RefSeq and is a predicted model, not a curated record. The transcript has 3 exons. Lineage: Eukaryota; Fungi; Ascomycota; Eurotiomycetes; Eurotiales; Aspergillaceae.